AUGGGAAGUGUCAAAAAACCAUCCAUCCAUUAUCUGGUAUCGACAACACAAGGUAAAACGCGCCGCGCUAUCAAGUAUCAAACACUAAUCCACUAUCGAAAACAAAGGGGGAAAUCCCCGGGUUCGCGUCCUAUGUCGGGAUUGGCCUCGCCCAAGCACGGCAAAAUGACACUUCUUAUGCCGGAUCCAGCGCGUCGUCAUCAGGUGCCAUUACAUCUUUCUCGUCACAUGUGUGGCACGAGGCAAAGCUCAUCUGUGCCAAGCGAGCAAGCGUUUGUGUCUGUCUCCGGCAACUUAAGCUGCAGGUGUGACUUUGUGCCCAGGAAGCUUGCGAAUGCCAGGGACAGCCGGUCUCAGGGCCCGUUGGCCCGCUGUUGUGUUCAGAAGCUUGGGCAGCGGAGCCCGCUAAUCCGUUGUUACUGGGCCGCGAUGACCUGUGUUGAAAGCCGGCCCCGGCACCAAAAUGCCGGGGAAGCUUCGGCGCGCGCUCACAGGACUUUGAUUUUCCGGUUGUUGUACAUGUGCGCCUGGUGUUUUUCUUUUUUUACGCUGCGCUGCGGCAGCUCAACCCGGAAACCAACACCAGCGACCAAACGCUUGGCAGAAAAUAUCUCUUUUGUCCACCACUACCGCACUCGGCUUGAUACCGAUAUCAACGUCAAUAUCAACACCGAAUUGCGACCAAGAAAGCAUUUCUCGAUUGUGGUCAUCCCAUGA
Molecule: messenger RNA, 717 nt
Organism: Lachancea dasiensis
Lineage: Eukaryota; Fungi; Ascomycota; Saccharomycetes; Saccharomycetales; Saccharomycetaceae
Source: the annotation of a GenBank genome assembly